Molecule: messenger RNA, 1506 nt
Organism: Microdochium trichocladiopsis
Lineage: Eukaryota; Fungi; Ascomycota; Sordariomycetes; Xylariales; Microdochiaceae
Exons: 1
Coding region: 456-1412 (318 amino acids)
Source: RefSeq, a predicted model, not a curated record
ACUCUGCUGGCUGCCAGCACCAGCCUCCAGCUCCAGGGCUGCUCAAUCUGCUAGUGCAGAAAUCAGAGGAGGUUGGGUAUUCGCAACCCACCCGCGCCGGCCCUCGACCUGCAGCACUUCCUGCACUCGACACUGGCUCACCUCGCCGCGCAUUCUCCCUCUCCCUUUCUUCUCUCUUCCUCUGCACUCCCUAGUCUUCUGUGUCACCCUCACCCGCCUUCAGUUCACCUCUCCCGUCGUAGCGUCGUCUGGCCGUCUCUUGUCAAGCCCGGGCGUCGCAGCUUCGCACCCCAGCUACAGAAUUGUGGACAAAGGCCUCACUAACACCGCAACUCCUUCGUUGCACGGCGCCAGGCCUGCAACAUUGCAAAACACCGCAUUCCUUGGCUUUUGAGUUUGCGCUCCCAGUCUAGCCAUAUUAGCACCAGCCCGCAUUCCAGCCGUCCGUCGCCAGAAUGCGGUCCUUUGGUGGCAUUGCGCCGCUCGCCGCGCUCUUCUUGUCCCCCGUCAUCGCGCACCCAUAUCCUCGCGACAACUGGGGCGCCGUCACCACCACCUGGACGGUGACUUACACCAGCACCAUCAGCUCAUACUAUGCUCCAGCCUACACCGCUCCUGCAGGCGAGAACUGCGUCCCACCUGCCGGCUCCGGCCAGAUCGCUUGUGGGCCCAUCUGCUGCGCGACCUGGCAAUGGUGUUCGGACCCUAUCAAGGGCCAGUGUCUCGCCAAUGUCGGCCAGAACUCGUGGACAGAAGUCGUGACCACUGGUGUCAUCACCACUACCCAGUUCUCGGCACCAUACAGGCCAACGAGUGGCAGCUCCAUGCCGACGGCCAGCUUGGGUAGCGCGACAACGGUGCCAACUGACAGCCCGCAACAGACCGUCCCUGCCGAUACGUCGACCACGAGUGGCGAGCUCAGCAGUGGUGCCAUUGCUGGUAUCGUCGUCGGCACCAUCGCUGGUGUCGCCCUGCUGAUUCUGUGCUGCUUCUGCUGCAUUGUUAGGGGCCUCUGGGGCGUCGUCGCGGGUAUCCUUGGCCUCGGCAAGAAGAAGGAUAAGAAGGAAAGAGUCGAAAUCAUCGAGGAGCGCUACUCUCGGCACGGCAGUCAGCACGGUGGCCGCCCGGUGCACAAGUCCUGGUUCGGUUUCGGCGGAGGUGGUGGCCGUCCUUCGGACGUGGCCUCGAGGAAGGAGAAGAAAUCGGGCGGUGGCUUGGGAUGGCUGGCUGCCGGUGCCGGUGCUGCUGCGCUCCUCCUCGGCUUGAGGAAGCGUGACGACAAGCGCCGCGGCAGCAGUCACAAGUCCCGAAGCGACUGGAGCAGUUCGUACUACACUGACUCUUAUACGGGAACCAGCCCUAGUGAGUCUAAUUUUGCCCAGAAAUUAGAAUCCCUGGGGCACUUUUACUGACCAAUAUUCUCACUCUAGGUAGCCAGAGCUCCGACCGAAGAACGAGAAACACAAAUCGCUCGAGACGUUCAGGACACUCGAGAGCCACGAGGCA